AUGUUGGACGAUGCUGCUUCUUCAAGCGCUCCCCGGCUUGCGGAUCCACUAAAGGCCAGGUUUCUGCUGAUGAUCGGUGGCAUCGUUGGCCUUCACAAAUUGUACCUUGAGCAGAUUCCAGAAGCGUUUGUAUAUAUCUCCACUGGAGGAAUAUUUCUGCUAGGUACUCUUUAUGAUAGUUUCUACAUCAAUAGCCAAGUAGAAUUCUAUAAUAUGCUCAAACUUGGUGAAGGCGUAGAAAUGAAGAAAUACAAAAAUGGUAAAUUGAUGGCUAAUCUUUCACGACUCGUUCCUUUUUCUGUACCGAGAUUUGCAGCGUCGGUAGCAUAUGCAGUGUGGUUAGGUUUUCUCUGCUGGACGGCUGGAAGUGUUACGUUUGGUACUUCUACUAAUGACAGUCUGAUUAUGGUUUCUGCACUAGCUGCGGCUGUCACGGCUGGAGUUUACAUUAUUGGUAACUGUGGUAGAGAGGCGCGUGAUUUGGUUUAUAUGUGGCUGGGUAGUUUUUCAACCACCUUCAUUCAUCUCCGUUUCAUUGAAGACCAUUGCUUGCGAGCCUUGCUGUUCGCCGCAGUAGUGGCAACAUGGCUCGGGAAUCGCAGUGCUCGUGUGCGUACACCGCUGCAUCGACCGUUCACGUGGAAACACUUUAUAUUCUGGACGUCGCUGUUUGGUCUGUUGUUGGGGGUCAUUGCAGUUGGAGCUACGUGCCAUAUUUUCCAUAGACGAGUAUCAGCCGCAGUACCAGGUGAAUCGAGUGUUACUACCUCAGUGGGAUCUCUUCUAUAUGAUCGUUUCAUGAAUCCUCAACGAGCACAUAGGUUUUUCAAAGACGGACCUGUUCUCACAUACAAGCCAUCCUCAUCAUUCGAUAGUAGAAAGGAUAAAUCUUGGGAACUGGACCUGGUUGGGAGGGCUCCAGCCUGGGCGGACAUGGCUGCAGUAUUGGUCGUUGACGUUAUAAAUCAAGAGAUGAGAGUGUUAGAGAAGCGUAGUAAGAUAGAGCCACUGAGAUGGGCUCUCUGGAGGAUGUAUCUCAUCACGAAAUUUGACGCCCCAGCGUUCAUCUCACAGAUGGAUCUACGCAGCAUGUGUACGAAAUGGAGAAAAGAGCAGGCAGCCGUACGAGAGAAGACGGUUGAACGCGGAGAAAAGGCGCGAGAUUAUCGCUUUCUGAGUACAGCGAGAGGAUGCGACGUGAUAAGCAAGUGAAGUUAGCUUUUAGAAGUAGUUUUUUUUUUCAAUAUUCUGUUCUGAAUUUCUGGUCACGGUCCCGGACUUUCUUCAUAUAAUUCUAGUUAUUUGAUCUCUCAUUAGUCAUCUCAUUAUGUUCUAGUUUGCUCUAGUUUGCUUUACCCUAUUUCGUUCCCGUUCUAAUUAAUAAAAAGAUACAGAUAGCUUGCUAGUUGUUCUGCGCUCUAUGAUGUUUUACCUGUAUUGUAUGUCGUACGUGGAUUGUUCAUAAUAUAGGCCAUGUUCGCUUAAUAAUAACCUCAUUAUUGCUGUUGAUAAAUUGAAUAUUUGUGCCGGUAACCUGAUUCUAGUGUUGAAGCGUGCUCAUUUGUAUCACUGUUCUCUUUCAUUUUACCAUAUAGUGGUGUGUAACAACUUGAGAAACAUUGCGCAUC
Messenger RNA from Cylicocyclus nassatus, 1628 nucleotides. The record is from the annotation of a GenBank genome assembly. NCBI's taxonomy places the organism in Eukaryota, Metazoa, Nematoda, Chromadorea, Rhabditida, Strongylidae.